This is a messenger RNA of Cavenderia fasciculata, 825 nucleotides long. RefSeq lists its product as uncharacterized. NCBI's taxonomy places the organism in Eukaryota, Evosea, Eumycetozoa, Acytosteliales, Cavenderiaceae. The record is from RefSeq and is a predicted model, not a curated record. Bases 1 to 825 code for a protein of 274 amino acids. The transcript is spliced from 3 exons.
AUGAGGAAUCUUCUCGAUACCCAAUCCCCUACCCUCCCUCUUACACCUGGAAGUGAGACAGCUAUUAAGAAUCCUACAAUCACUAUUCAAAAGGAUAUUGAGGAUUCAUCACAAUCUUUAGAUGACACUAUUGACGAUAUCUCUCAAGAUAUUGACUCUACUGUAAAUCCACCAACCACUGGACUCGUUGCAGAUAAAAACCUUAACGUGACGAAGAUCACCGAGGAACACUUCACCAAACUCAAAGAAUUACUCAAGGUCAACCGACUAUUUGGAAAUCCAACACUUAACUCUUCAAGAUGCGAGGUAUAUCCACAAAAGUCAAUGGGAUACCCUGCAGUCAAACCACAACACUUGGUAUUCAUGACUCACCAUGGAAGACCGCAAGCAAGAAUGAUAUCAAAUGAUACAGCCCGUGAUAAUUUAUGCAUUUCCAAUGUCGAUGAUAAAGAGGAGAAAGAGAACGAGGAACAGGAACUGGUGCAAGAUACAGAUGAGAUCGAGGAAGAUGAAAUUGAAGAUGAAGAGGAACUGGUGCAGGAUGAAGAUGAAGAUGAAGAUGAUGAAGAAAUUGAAGUUGACAAUCAACAAUCAAUUAAAAGAAAAAAAGCCCAACCAUCCAAUCAACAGACAAGAUUGAAAAAGGUAAAGCAUUCUAAGUGUGAGGAAAUGGAGGCUACCGAUUUGGAUGCUGAUUCUUGCACAACAAUUAAUGUGACAAUGCAUUCUCAAAAUGUAUUUGUUCUCUCUAACAAGGACCACUUUAUUGGUAUCAUUGAUCGUUUACUCGUCUCUCAAGUUCCAUCAAAAUCAAUUAAAAUUUAA